This is a messenger RNA of Closterium sp. NIES-65, 1332 nucleotides long. The record is from the annotation of a GenBank genome assembly. NCBI's taxonomy places the organism in Eukaryota, Viridiplantae, Streptophyta, Zygnematophyceae, Desmidiales, Closteriaceae.
AUGGAGUUGUGCUAUCGGUGUCGGGUUUACUACACACAGGUGUUCACGGAGUUUGUGGAGACUGUCAAUGGCGUGCACUUCAGCCGUGAUCGCAACACCCUCAUCCGAACCAUACACGAGGCGCAUCGCAUCACCGGCGAGGUCGCGCGACCCGUCACGGAGCACGGCUUCAGCGUGCAGCACCUCACCAACACCCGAAUCGUCAACAUACGAGGGUCGGUUCCUGAAGGGGGCCUUCCGCACCUGCAGGGAACGGAGGAUGCGCUGAAGGGUCAUUAUCGCGUUAUGCUGAUGAAGCGUGCGAUAGCGGCGAAGCGGUUCCAGUUCGACUAUUCGGCUUCCAUCGCUGACGUGGAUUAUGGCCUCAUGCUCGAGUGGCUGGGAGAAUCGUGGACUCGUGUGCGCGCAGCAACCAUGCAGAGGAGCUGGUGGCGCGCCGGAUGCGUGCCCCCAAGCUGGCCGCCACUGAUGGCGUACCUGAACGACACGUGCGCAACGGGCAUGUUUGAGCCCCUCAUUGCGACAUGCGUCGAGCUGCAGUUGCUCAUCGAGAAGUUCAAGAUGAGGCCUGCGUGCUAUAUGACGGCGGCGGAGUUCGUCAACUGCGACGCGGGACUCUGCGUGGAGCAGGGGUUCAGAGCCACACCUGCUGCCAGCGCGUCGGAUGACUCGUCGGGCGAGAUGAGCCUGCCAGAUGGCCCCUUACUGCGUGACGAGCGCAGCAGGCGGCGCGUGAUUCGCAACGUCACAAUGCGUACGUGGAGCGUGCCGAUCAGCUCGGCAUUCCCCCGGCCCUCGUGCCAGCAGAGGUCGGAGCAUCUAACCAGGAGGGCGAACGGGUACACCAAGUGGGUGCACCUGGCGUGGCAGGCGAUCGCGCUGAUCCUAGCGGCAGCGGGGCUGGCGUCUAUCAUCGUGGCCAAGAACUAUUCAGACAGCAAGCACAUGUACUCUGUGCAUGCCUACUGUGGGGUGCUCACCCUCGCGCUCUUUGUUAUCCAGUUCUUCUGGGGCCUGUGCGCGUUCGUUCUCUUCAAGAGCCGCCUGUCCGAAGCAACGCGGUACCAGAUGGGCACCUACCACAUCCUGCUUGGGAAGCUCGCUUACUACGCCGGCAUUGGCACAUGCGUGAACGGGUUCGCGGACAUGCAGAUGAUGAUGGUGGAUUCAGGGCAGCCGUCGUACGACAGUUCGACCAUGGCUCAGAGCUGGGCCGCCGUCUUCCUCUGGUUCACAUCGGCUGCUGUGUUCUGUGUCAUGACAACUUCCAGGACCGCCGAGGUCGUCACUGACUUUGAAGAGAAGGAUGCUGAGAAUAAUGUCGCAGUGUAG